CAAGGGGUGAAAUGUGGUGGGAUCCUCUCUGCCUCUUCCGGCAACAUCUCCAGCCCCAACUACCCAGGUCAGUACCCGUACAACAUGGAGUGUGUGUGGCUGAUUGUAGUGGCCGAGGGGUCCUCCGUCCUGCUCACCUUCCACGACUUUGAGUUGGAGUAUCACGUCACCUGCUCCUAUGACCACAUCAAGAUCUAUAACGGUGUAUCCGAGGAUGAGGGGAACCUACUGGGGACGUUCUGUGGUGUCAUGUCCCCUCCUCAGUUCACCUCCUCCUGGAAUGUGAUGUCGAUCAUUUUCCACUCCGAUCGUCAUGUGACUCACAGAGGGUUCUCUGUGAGCUACAGGAAAGACAUGUGUGGUGGGGUCCUAACCGGUCUGUCUGGCAUCAUCUCCAGCCCCGGCUACAGUCCAGAUACCCAGUACAGCAACAACGCCGACUGUUCCUGGACGGUCCAUGUAUCCAACCGCAGCGUGGUCAGUCUGGUCUUCCUCGACUUCCAGCUGGAGAACAACGAGGGCUGUAACUUUGACUUCGUGGCUCUCUUCGACGGCCCCACCAUCACUCACAGACACCUGGGGAACUACUGUGGAGGGGAGACACCUCCUAAAAUUGUUACUACCUCCAACCAGCUGCUGGUGGUGUUCAAGUCUGACUUCAACAUCGGGGGACGAGGGUUCAAGGCUUACUACUACUCAGGUGAAUGCCAGCAGGUGCUGUCUGUACCAAGUGCAAAUUUCACCAGCCCCCACUACCCUAACAUCUACCCAAACAACAUCAACUGUCACUGGAUCAUCAACCUGGCCGGGGGCUACCGCAUCAAACUGUUCUUCAACGCUAUGGAGCUUGAGGACAGGAACAGCCUAUCAGACGAGUGUGACUAUGACUCUGUAGCAGUGCAUGAUGGGAGCAGGGAGACAGCCCCGUUGCUAGGGCGAUGGUGUGGCUCGGAACAACCCGGGUCUUUGAUCUCUAAGAGCAACAACAUGCUGGUGGUCCUCAGUACAGACAGGAAUUAUGCUUAUAAAGGGUUCUCUGCUUCCUAUGUUGGAGUGGUACCAGUUAACAUCAGCUGUACGAGGACAGAGUUUACCAUCCACAUCGCCCAGCAGUCACUGCCUGGGCUGGAACGUGAGAGUAUCUAUCUGGGGGACCGCUCAUGUCCCGCCCAGCUGACACCUACCACCUAUAAGAUACUGGCACGUUUUGAAAAAUGUGGCACUGCAGGCCAGCCACGGCGUAACAUCACCAUGCUGGUGAACACGCUCUACAUCGACUUCUCCGACGGGAAGGGGAGGAGCAUCCAGGAGUACGAGGUACAGUGCGACGCCCAGCGCAAGAUGGCCACCAUUCACAUCGUCUCAGCCGAGGAGCGCCAGAGGAUGAACGAGCUGGCCCGACGCCAAGCAGAGGGGUCUGGGGGAGGGGGAGGGAAGGAGGCAGACCCAGAGCCUCACGACCCCAGUGAUAUAGUGUUUAUUAGCAUCUGUGUGCUGGCUGUUGUACUGAUGGUGAUCGCUGUAAUCUGGCUGGUACUGCUUUAGUAGAGAUGGGGGUACGAGGAGGGAGAAGAGGGCAGAGGUGGGCGACGCAGUCUGUGAGCCAGGACACGUUGAGGUUUAUAAUGAAAACUGACAGAUAUAUUUUUGUAAUAAAAUGUCUAUAUUGCUCAUUUCAAUUGUAUCAAAACAAUUAUUUAAUAUUGUCGCCACUCUUGGCAUUCAUAACGACAUUCAAUAAAAACACAGGCAGAGAUCAACAUUUGAUUUACUUCAAUAUAUAAAAUCUAAGAUGAAUACAAAACAGCUCAAUUAAAAGAGGUAGGCCUAAUUCAUACGAUUAAUAACCGUGUGCUCCAACUGUCUUUCACCAUUUUAUAAAAAGGCACCAGUCCAGUAUUUGCCAGAAUGUCCCAGGUUUCCAGACAGGUGUUCGGGGCUAAGUGGCCAGCUAUAUAUAUAUAUAUAUAUAUAUAUAUAUAUAUACAGUACCAGUCAAACGUUUGGACACUACUCAUUCAAAAGGUUAUUCUUAAUUUUUUACUAUUUUCUACAUUGUAGAAUAAUAUUGAAG
Molecule: messenger RNA, 2074 nt
Organism: Oncorhynchus mykiss (rainbow trout)
Lineage: Eukaryota; Metazoa; Chordata; Actinopteri; Salmoniformes; Salmonidae
Gene: cdcp2
Product: CUB domain containing protein 2
Source: RefSeq, a predicted model, not a curated record